Molecule: messenger RNA, 822 nt
Organism: Penicillium angulare
Lineage: Eukaryota; Fungi; Ascomycota; Eurotiomycetes; Eurotiales; Aspergillaceae
Product: FYVE zinc finger domain-containing protein
Exons: 2
Coding region: 1-822 (273 amino acids)
Molecular function (GO): metal ion binding
Source: RefSeq, a predicted model, not a curated record
AUGGCUACUGUUAUGACGGCGCCGACCACCAACCAGAUCUCGGCGUAUGGUCACCCCUCACCCACCAACUCAAAUACGACUACUCCGUCCAAUAAUUCUCCUACUUCUCCUCGUCUCACAACCGCUUCGCUGCACCAGCUACCCCUUCAGUCUCGCCAGUUGCGCCCGCCCAAGGGUCCGCUUUAUGUUCCUGCAGCCCUGCGUCCCACUGAACGGCCCCAGAAAUCAUCCCCAAUCACCCCGCCUCGCAGCGUACAUGGUUCCCUAGAUAGCUUGAGCGAAGAAGCUGCUGAGCCUAUCAGCCGUCGUUCAACUAUGGAAAGCAGGUCCAGUGGAAUUAGCAAGGUCGCUAAAAAUGAGUGGAUGAAGACCGAACACCUGGGAGAGGUUACUGGGUUGCCUACUCGCGAUCACUGGAAAGCUGAUUCUGCUUCUCCCAACUGCGACUCGCCUACCUGUCGUUCUUCCUUUGGUCUUUUCCUGCGCCGUCACCACUGCCGUCACUGUGGUCAUGUUUUCUGCUCCUCGCACACUCCUCACAUUGUUCCUCUUGACCAAGAGGCACGCUUCCACCCCGACGGUGGUCCUUCCCGUGCAUGCGACUUGUGCUGGAGCGCCUUCCAACGCUGGGGAGAGAAUCGCACCGACCGCCUGAACAAGAUCCAGAAUAACAUCGACACCGGCAGCAUCAAUGAGGAAACCCGCUCUGAGGACAUGGAUGCCAGUCAAGAGUCUGGCCGUAACGCUCUCCAGGCUAACCUGGGCCAGACUCCUGAUGUUGCUGCCAGUGUUCCUCGUGACUGGAACUGGAGCACUUUCUAA